AUGAAAAUGGCUUACGGUCGUUGUGGUUCACCAGAAACAUACAUAAACAUAUUGUUAUUAGGUGAAACUGGUAUUGGUGAAUUAAAAGUAUUAAUCCCUUCGACAUUUAUAGUAACAGAUAGUGAAACAUUUGAUGAGACAAAAGUUCUUGUAGGAAUUCCAAAUGAUAAUGAAAAUUAUGAAAAUGAUAGGCACUCAUCAACUCAAUUAUGUCGUAGUUAUAUAUUUCCAAUAGGAAAUCGAUCAAUACGUUUUAUUGAUGGACCAGGUGUUGGUGAUACGCGAGGUAAAACAACAAGAUUAUUAAAAGUUCUUCUUAAAGAACUUCAUGAAAGUAAUGAUGUUGAAGUUCCAUUUAAUAGAGAAAAUACAUUUAUAACUUAUAGUGAAAGUUGGAAUAAAUCUGUUGAAAAAUUUUCUCGUCUUAUUAUUCGUAUUCUUCAAUAUGAUCUUCAUGCUGUUCAAGAGAUGAAAUCAUUAAAUGAGGCUCAAUUAUUAAUACAUAAACUUUCUCGACCAGUAGCUGAAAUUGCUACACUUAUUCAAGAAAAUAUUUUAUUAGCUAAACAAUAUAAAGAAAAACUUUUCAAUAAUUCAACAAAUCAAGUUUCAAAUAAAAUUUCACAGAAAACUGGAAGAUUUGUUCGACUUCGAGAAAGACUAACAAAUGAUUUUAAAGAUAAUACAGCAGCACUUGAUUUAAUUAGUUCAAGUAUGUCGUCACAAAAUAAAUCAAGAUCAACCGAUUCAUUUGAUAACACUGUAGGAAUCGAUGAAAUUUUUACUCUAGUACAAAAACUUUAUGAUUCACCAAUAAAUGAGAGAUUAAUUGAAGAACAGGUGAGACGAAUGAAAGAAGGUCAAGCUUAUGCAGCUAGGAAUGAUGAACAAUUUGUUGAUUUAUCAUUAGGUUAUAAUUCUCCAGAUAUUCUUCACAAUUUAAAAGAGAUUGUUAAUCGUAAAAAAAAGAUAAAAACUUUGUUUUUUUCCUUUUUCAUUUCAAAUAUAUUGAAAAUAAUUGAUGUCCUUUUUUUGUCAAGAUUUAUUUGUUAUAGAAAAUUUGAUAUUAAAACGAAAGAAUAAGAAUAAAGGAUUUCUGUUGUUUUUUUUCACAUUUUAUCAAGCUAAAAAAUUAAAAAACAUUUUGUUUUUAUCUUUUUUAUUUAACCUGUGUUCAUCUGACAUACUUCAGAUUUUUUUUAUUUCAGUUUUUCUUUUUUUCAAUUUUAUUCACAAUCAACGAUGUUAGCGAAAUAUGUAUUAGAAGUAUUGCGCAUUUAUAUAUGAAAAAGCUUGUUAGCGCAGCCCCUUUGGGGCUGAAAUGUGGAACUCACGUAUAUACUUCGGCUUCAUUAUACUAAUAUGCAAUAUAGAUAGUAUAAAAUCAUGGAUUUUUAAUUUUCUGACAGGUGCCCUUGUUUUUCGUCUUCUUUGUUGCUAUUCCCCAGUAUUUUUCAUUUUUAACACUGCUUUUUUCUUUAAUUUUACAUUUUUAUUAUAAGAAGCAUUGAAUUAUAUGGCGAACAAAACUAUUAUAUAUAUAUGUAUAUGCAUAUUCAUUAUUUGAAACCUGGUCGCUAAGGUCUGUAAUGGAGACCUACGUUGCUAUGGUCUGUACUGGGAGCCUCUCUGUAAUUGGGGGUACGUCUGUAAUGUUCUCUUCUGUUGCUAUGGUCUGUAAUGUGGGUCUGUCUGUAAGGGGAGGAGGAGCCGCGAAACCUUGAACUUAAAACUUACACUCACUAUUUUCGUGGAAAAUAUACAUGAGUUCCACAAAAAUAGAAGGACGGAGUGAGAGAAGGAACGAGAAGGAAAGAGAAAAAGAGGGCACGAAAAGGGAAGAGUAAAAGAAAAAAAAAACAUUUUGAAGGAAAGAGUAAGAGAAACAAAUUAUGAAGAAAAACACUAAACAGGGUGUGGAUAUGGGUGUCUGGGUGUGGGUCUGGAUGUAGCUGUAGAUGAGAUGAAUAAUUGCACCCACCCACACCCCACACCCCACACCCCCACCCCACCCCCAUACCUACACCCUCGAAAAAUUAGAGUAUCAAACUUUUUCAUUUUUAGGCUCUGUCUUACUAUUAUCUGUUCCAGAAGUAAAGGCACUCGAUUCUUUUCUGAAUAACUUUUGAUAGGAACAAGAUAUCGACCUACGGUUUUCACCGUUUGAUAGCCAAGACCCAAGAGCAUAUUUUCAUAACCGAAAGUUUUUCUGACGAAAAAUCUGAAGACCAGUUUUUCAGAGGGUCUUUGGAAAACCACACUGAAUUUCUGAAAACUAUCAUAGAAGUCUAUUGAUUUUUUCACAUAUUCGAAAUCAGCAUCGAAAACGGUGUCCAUUCAUAUAUGUUCUGAAUCUUUUAAUAGACUUUUUUUGUCGAAAAAUACACCCCUCUCAGGGCCUCGUCAAAAAAUGAAUUCAGUCAAAAAGUCACUUGGACAGUGAAAAGUAGGUUCUAAGCUUGUAAAAUGCUAGUACGACACAAAAUGGCAAAUGACUAGACAAUAGAAACGACAUUUUGCGUGAAUGCAUUUUUUGACGUGGUCCUGAGCUUAUAUCAAUUUCCAAUAUUAUCCUCUCAAAAUAAUUACCACAUAAUUCUAAUUGGCUUUCCACUCUCUCUAUCUAACCCUCUUCUCUCUUAUAAUUUUCUACUACAAUAACCGUAUUUUAUAAUUUUUUUUUCUUAAAAGAUUCGAAACAUACAAUGGUUUGCAAAAAAACUUGGAACAAUUAGUCAACACAAAGAUUUAAUAUUUCCUAGCUUUUGUGGAGGGCAUCUUUUGCUGUUAUCCUAGAUUUAUAUUUAGUAGGUUAUCUACUUAACAUAUUCAUUUACUUUAUCGAUUGGUGUUGUUUCGUUAUUAGAGCUGAGUUCGAUAUGGUAAAGCCAAACAAUACGAAAAAAUAGCAUAUUUCUCUAUUAUAUUAUUGAAACAAGGGAAUUCGUUCAGCCAGAAAAAAAACCAUCAGGCUACAAACACACCUUUGCCUACAAUUAUCUAUCAGUUGGGACAGCUCAGGUAUCAAAGUUCUUUAAAGUAUCGAACGAAUAGAUUAUGGACAACCGUAAGAUUGAUACUACAUACAGUCGAGUACGAUAUCAAUUCAUUACGCGAAAUUACAAAGCCACAAUCGAUGAAUCGACUGAAAAGUCACAAAACUAAUGUCUCUUAACUGUUUCAUAAUAUGUCAAUCAUUUUCCAUUCCAUUCGAAUUCGUGCUGAUUGAUGACCAGUCUAAGAUAUGAGAAAUACUCGUCGUCACUACUAUUUCUCAUAUUUUAGACUGGUUGCUCAACAAUCCGGAUAUUAAUCCCAUUGAAAAUGUUUGGAAUGUGUGAAACAUAGAGUCGGGAAACGAAAAUUAAAAAAUACAAGUAAACUGAAGACUUUCUACAAACUAAAAAUGAACUCAUAUGAAAAAAUAAGUUGUAAUUAGUUUGGCAAAUCGCAUAAAAGAAAGAUGCAAUUAAGUUUUUGAAGUAAAAGAAGAGAGAACACAAUACUGAACGGGAUGUUGUUAAACUAUGGACUAUUGUGUAUGGAAUAACGAAACAUUUUUUUCAAGACAAUUAAUUCAGGCGCUAAUAUAAGCCAAAUGUUUGUUCCAAGUUUUUUUGCAAACCAUUGUAUAUGAAUCGACGCAGUUUUCGAUGCUGAUUUUAGAUUUGUAAAAGAAAAUUAAUAGACUUCUAUGACAGUUUUCAGAAAUCCAGCGUGGUUUUCCGAAGACCCUCUGAGAAACUGGUCUUCGGAUUUUUUCUUAGAAAAAAUUUUGCUUAUGAAAAUAUGCUCUUGGAUCUUGGCUAUCAAACGGUGAAAACCACAGAUCUCUAUCUUGUUCCUAUCAAAAGUUAUUCAAAUAACAACCGAGUGUCUUGGCUUCAAGAACAGAUAAUAGUAGAUCAAUAGUGAAUCCUUCUCUUUAUUUUCCAAACAGCAACUAUAUAUAGAUGAACGAACUAGGAUAAAACCGAAAAACACUUGAAAGAAAACAUGAUGAGAUGGAAAAUACCUAUACUAUAUCAAGAUAAGGGACAAAAAGGAAAGAAUAAAAGAUAUAUAUGUAUAUCAUGCAUGUCAUCCAUGUACGAUAGCAAAACAGAAGAAAGAAAGAGAAAAAAGGAAAAUAUUGCAUAUAACUAGAUCACACUAUAACAAAGAUUAUUGGUCAUAUAGAUGCAAAAUAUUUCCAGGCGUAUCAUAGUUCACUAUCAUACCAUUGUCCAACACAAGAAUACGAUCACAUUUGGCUACUGUGUUCAGUCGAUGAGCGAUUGUCAUAACAGUUCGAUCUUGAAAUUUCUC
Molecule: messenger RNA, 4308 nt
Organism: Rotaria sp. Silwood1
Lineage: Eukaryota; Metazoa; Rotifera; Eurotatoria; Philodinida; Philodinidae
Source: the annotation of a GenBank genome assembly